UAGGCUUAUCUCAGUGGCGUAACUCUACUUUGUAAAACGAAAGCAACUAUCGUUUGAAUAAAUGAUGGUUAGUUUCGGUUUCUUUUCCAGAUUCAUGAGGCUCUACACCGCGUCACCGGUGUCCAUCGGAACCUCCACAGAAAUGUCAGUGAGCAUGAACAGAUCUGCAGCACAUCAUUUAGCCUCCAAAAUGUCUUUAUUUACAUGGGGCGCACAUGCAGACAGGGGACUUACUAAGUCUGACUCAGUGGACAUACAGGACGCUAUUCACUUUGUGCGCUCGCAAAACAAGAUUCGCUAUGUGUCAUCGGGGAGAACGAUUGUCGCGUUUUUACGCGGUGAGGGUAAAUUAUCCAUCUUCCGAAUGCAGGAGGAGGAGGAUGGAAGUUCGAGGGCAGGAAAACUGAAAAACUUCAACGACGUCAAGGAGAUUGACCUUGUAUGUUGUGGGGAAACCACCGCUGUCUUAAUUCUUAGUGGAGGAAAGGCGCUGUCGCUGGAUAGGUUCAACAAACUGAGGCCUCUUGAGGUACUACAUAAUAAACGCAUUGCUCAGAUCGUAUGCGGAAAUCAGCAUUCACUUGCUCUUACUGAAGAUGGGCAGGUCUUCACAUGGGGCCAGAACUCCAAUGGUCAGCUGGGUCUGGGGAAGGGGGAGCCCAGCACCAUGUCCCCCCAACCCCUCAAGUCUCUGGCGGGGAUCCCCCUGUCUCAGAUCAGUGCUGGAGGGGACCACAGCUUUGCCCUGUCCGUCUCAGGGGCCGUGUUUGGCUGGGGCAAGAACAGCGCUGGGCAGCUGGGCCUAGGAAACAACAUAGAUUGCCCUGAACCCGUUCAGAUAACAGCUCUAAAUAUGAAGAAGAUUGUCCACAUCUCCUGUGGAGAAGACCAUACAGCAGUUUUAACUAAGGAUGGAGUAGUGUUUACAUGUGGAUCAGGACGUUAUGGCCAGCUGGGGCACAACUCCUUCAGAGAUGAACUGCGACCACGACUGGUGGCUGAACUCUGGGGCUCGAAGGUGUCUCAGAUCGCCUGUGGGAGACACCAUACAUUAGUACUCGUGGGAGACUCCAAUGCUAUCCUCGCAUUUGGGCGUGGUGAACAGGGACAGCUUGGAAAUGGACAGCGCACCAACUCUUCUGUUCCUCUCUAUGUGCACUUUCCACCCGAUCAUGAGGAGACCUUUGGGAAAAUUACUGCUGGAGGGCAUCUCUCCUUUGCUUUCUGCCAGGCUCAGUCAGACCCAGCCAAACCUCAUCCCACGAAAAGCAAAGGAUUAUUGACACUAGAUAUUCAGACUGUUGAGAGCUGGGUCUCUGGUUCAAAGGCAUCGAAUAAAAUUAACAAGGACAUUUGUAGAAUAUUUGCUUCAGCAUCCUGCAUUAAUGGAAGCUUUAUUGACACAAGCUCUGACAAACAUUACCUGACCAGCAUAAGGAACUCUGGACUGGAUUUGUCACUUGCACGUCUCGCUUUUGAAAAAAUGGCAGAAAAGCACACAGUGUUGACUGAGGUGGAGUCUGUGGUGCAGCAGCAUCUGCUCCCGUCUCUGAGCCCCAGCCCUGCUGGAGUGGAGGGCCUCAGAGUUUACCUCAUCCUGCCAGAGCUGCUCAGGGUGCUGCUCAAACAGCACAGGGGGACAGACCUCGCCGUCUCAUUGGCCGAGGCCAUUCUUAGGCUGCACCCUGAUUCGCUAAAAGCUCUGGAAACCCUCUGGUCCACACUUCCUGGCUCAUACCUCCGAACUGUUUUGAAAGUUUUCCGGACAAUGUCAGGAAAGGCUUUUGCUGAAAGCGUUAACAAUGCCAGUGACCAUGGACAGCCACUACAGCUAACACAGGUUCUACAGAGGGUGCAUGAGGCCAUCAGGAGAGGCAAGAGAAGGAUCCCUGAUCAGUGUUUCUUUGUCAAAGAAGUCAACUCAGUGUUCAAAGAAUUGAAUGCCAGAUUGAUUGGACUAAACCAACCUCAUGUUUUUUGGGAUCCACUUUGUCAAAAACAGCAAGUGUCAAUGCAGAACACGAUGGCUUUGUACAAGAAAAACAUCUUUCAGUUGAAGUCAAGUCCAUGCAUUUUUAACCUGGAGGGCAAACAUAUUGUUUUAAACCUUCACCUUCAACACAUGAGGGCAAAUGAAACUUCAUGCUUUCUACUGAAUCUGAGACGCACCGCACUCCUGGAGGAUGCCUUCAGUCAGCUCCAGCAAGCAAGAACACAUGACCUCAGGAAAUACUUAGGGGUGCAAUACAUGGAGAAUAAUGUGCAACUCAAAAUAUCAGAUGUCGACAAAAGAGACUUCUUCUUGAAUGUGUUCAGAGAACUCUAUCAUUCUGAGAUGUUCAUGUACAAUGACACAGAAACCUUGGUUUGGUUCCCCUCUCAGCCCAGAGAGGAAGUGAAGAAGUACUUCCUCUUUGGUAUGCUCUGUGGCCUGGCGCUGUACAACGACAGUGUGGUGCACCUUCCCUUCCCAUCAGCGUUGUUCAAGAAGCUUCUCAACAUUCCGCUAACACUGGAGGAUCUGGCUGAAAUUAGCUCUGUGGCAAAGAGUCUGCAAGAGGUGUUGGACUAUGAUGAUGUGGAGAGCAUGGGAUUUUUCUUCUCUAUAAGCUGGGACAACAUAGAGGUUGAGCUAGACCCAAAUGAAGCUGGAAAGCCUGUCACCAAUUCUAACAAGAAGGAGUUUGUUCAGGCCUAUGUGGACUACAUAUUAAACAAAUCAGUGGAGAAGGUGUUUGAAGAGUUCAAGAGAGGCUUCUUCAAAGUGUGUGCGCGAGACGUUGUGGAGCUGUUCCACCCCGAGGAGCUGAGGGGGAUGAUGGUGGGAAGGGAAGACUAUGACUGGGACAAACUCAAACAGAAUGCAUCAUAUGAAUUUGGAUUCUAUGAAAAUCACCCAACUAUAGUCUUAUUCUGGGAGGUGUUCCAGGAGCUCUCGGAGGAUGACAAAAAGGCCUUUCUCUUGUUCUUGACGGGCUUUGACCGGGUGCCUAUCCUGGGGAUGCAACAGAUCAAGAUGCGAGUACAAGUGUUGCCAAACUCCACACCGGACCACCUGCCAGAGGCCCUCACAUGCCAUGCUCUACUGAUGCUCCACCCCUACCAGUGCAAGGAGGUGCUGCGGACCAGGCUCAGUGAAGCGCUGCACCACAGGAGAGGCUUCUGGGAGGACUAGACUCAUGAUAACCUUCUCAAAUUUGAGGGAUAAGCUUUUAAAGACUUGAUCUGCUUGUAACUUUAAUGAUGUAACUUGUAAUUAUGAAGGCUAAUGGUUAAACAUACAAAUGUACAGUGUAAUACACAUUUGAAUCAUGGUGAAAGAAUGAUGAUGAUGAUGAUGAUGAUGAUUAUGAAUAAUGAUAAAUGGGCAUGGGUUCAAAGGGCAUUGUGUUGAGUUUGGAGUGAGGUACACCACUUAGUCACCACCUAAUGUCUUAAUAUAUUACUCUUUGCAAAACAUGCACACCAUUCAUUGGUCUCUAUAUAUUUCUGUAAUGUUGUCAUAAAUAGGCAGUUCACAUAAUGUAUAACAUGUAGUUAGGUAAUUAUUUAUGUUUACC
Messenger RNA from Alosa sapidissima (American shad), 3560 nucleotides. Its product is annotated as E3 ISG15--protein ligase HERC5-like. The transcript is spliced from 24 exons. Gene Ontology annotation, biological process: protein ubiquitination; ubiquitin-dependent protein catabolic process. The record is from RefSeq and is a predicted model, not a curated record. Bases 62 to 3175 code for a protein of 1037 amino acids. Gene Ontology annotation, molecular function: ubiquitin protein ligase activity. NCBI's taxonomy places the organism in Eukaryota, Metazoa, Chordata, Actinopteri, Clupeiformes, Clupeidae.